ACUAAACUAAUCAUAAAAAAAAGAUGUCUAACAUAAACAACAUGACAAUAAUGUUAUCAAACUACUUCCACUCUCUUUCCCAAACCCCUCAGAGGCUGAGAAAAAGGGUACUAGCAACAUGGACACCAGAGCAAGAAUGGAACCAAGUGAGGCAGAGGUCUGGUGCAGACAUGAAGAGGAAGCUGAAUUGGUAUGAUCUUGUUGCUCUUGGUGUUGGAGGAAUGCUUGGUGUUGGUGUCUUUGUCACCACAGGUUCUGUGGCACUUCACCACUCAGGUCCUUCAGUAUUCAUAUCAUAUAUCAUUGCUGGAAUCUCAGCUCUUCUAUCUUCUUUGUGUUACACUGAGUUUGCUGUUCAAGUCCCAGUUGCUGGUGGAGCCUUCAGUUACUUAAGACUAACCUUUGGAGAAUUCAUGGGAUAUUUUGCUGGGGCAAACAUACUAAUGGAAUAUGUGUUUUCAAAUGCUGCUGUUGCAAGGAGCUUCACAGAAUAUUUGAGCUUUGCUUUUGGACAAAAUGAUCCAAAUGUGUGGAGAGUUGAAGUUCAUGGAAUGCCAAAGAAUUACAACAUGUUGGAUUUCCCAGCAGUGGCUCUAAUACUGCUUCUUACUCUCUGCUUGUGCCAUAGUACUAAGGAAAGCUCCAUAUUGAACCUAAUCAUGACAAUAUUCCAUGUGAUUUUCUUUGGAUUCAUCAUAGUGGCUGGUUAUCAUAAUGGAAGUACAAAAAACUUGGUUAGUCCAAAAGGGAUAGCCCCUUUUGGUGUUAGGGGUGUUCUUGAUGGAGCAGCAAUAGUAUACUUCAGUUACAUUGGGUAUGACUCAGCUUCAACCAUGGCAGAAGAGGUCAAAGAUCCUUACAAGAAUCUUCCCAUUGGAAUUGUGGGUUCAGUUCUUAUAACCACUUUGCUUUAUUGCCUUAUGGCCCUCUCUUUGUGCAUGAUGCUUCCUUACAAUAAGAUAUCAGAUAAUGCAUCAUAUUCAAUUGCUUUCCUUAAAAUUGGUUGGAAUUGGGCAAGCAACAUAGUUGGGGCAGGUGCAAGUUUGGGGAUUGUGGCAUCUCUCUUGGUAGCCAUGUUAGGCCAAGCAAGAUAUCUUUGUGUUAUAGGAAGGGCAAGGUUGGUGCCAUCUUGGUUAGCCAAAGUGCACCCUUCAACUGGCACCCCAUUGAAUGCCACACUAUUUUUAGGGCUAUGCACAGCAUCAAUUGCGCUUUUCACGGAGCUUGACAUUAUAAUUGAGUUGGUGAGCAUAGGCACUCUUAUGGUGUUCUACCUUGUAGCCAAUGCUCUCAUCUACCGUAGAUACUCCAUCACCCAAAAUACCCAUAAUGCCCCUCCUCUCUACACACUCUUGUUCCUUUUCCUCCUCUCCCUAAGUUCACUAUGCUUCUCCUUAUCAUGGAAAUUCAAUCAACAAUGGUGGGGCCUACUCCUCUUUGGUGCCCUCUUCAUAACCAUCACAGCAUUUUUUCAACUCGUGGUGGUCAUGCACUAUAAUAGUAAUAAAGUCGUAAUAACCCUAACUCAACAAGAUCCUCCUCAUUGGUUGGUCCCAUUUAUGCCUUGGUCACCCGCUCUCUCCAUAUUCCUUAAUGUUUUCCUAAUGACAACGUUGAAGCUACUCUCUUUUCAAAGGUUUGCUAUAUGGUCAUGCUUCAUCACACUCUUCUAUGUUCUCUAUGGUGUGCAUUCUACUUAUCAAGCUGAGGAGAUUGAGAUGAUGACUAUUGUUAAUAAUAAUAACAAUAAUCCAUCAUCAGCUGAAUCCAAUUUGCAAGCUAAGGUUGAAAUACAAGUGCACUAAUUAUAUGUUGAAGCAUAUAUAUUACUCCAAUAAUUUACAAGCGAAGGAGGUUGAAAUUCAAGUGCAAUAUUAUUAAUCAUUGUUAACUGAAGCAUAAUCAAAUAACUUGAUCCAAAGUUAGUCUAGUUGUAUAUAUAAGCUAAGGCUGAAACUCAAGUGCUUGCAUUAUAUCUGGCGAAGCAAUUUCUUCAGCAUGGUACACUAAUUAAUGUUA
Messenger RNA from Arachis duranensis, 2019 nucleotides. RefSeq names its product cationic amino acid transporter 6, chloroplastic-like. The record is from RefSeq and is a predicted model, not a curated record. The transcript is spliced from 5 exons. Lineage: Eukaryota; Viridiplantae; Streptophyta; Magnoliopsida; Fabales; Fabaceae. Gene Ontology annotation, molecular function: amino acid transmembrane transporter activity. Gene Ontology annotation, cellular component: plasma membrane. Gene Ontology annotation, biological process: amino acid transport; transmembrane transport. Bases 24 to 1805 code for a protein of 593 amino acids.